AUGUGUUCAACUGCUAAGAAAAUGUGGAGUACUUUGACUGUCAUGUUUGAGGGUUGCUCUACCUCCAUGGAAUCUACCAUUACUACUCUCACUAGGAGGUAUGAGAGAUUUUUCUCUUUGAGAAAUGAAUCCUUAACUGAUACUCAUACCUGCUUUAAUGCUUUGGUAAAUGAUUUAACUGUUGUUGGAAUCACUAAGAAAAAUGAAGUUUUGAAAAGUAUAUUUCUUGACUCAUUACCACCAAAAUGGAAUAAUUACAUUUCUUCUGUGAAACUAAGUUCUGUUUAUCAAGAUCUUGAUCUCCCUGGACUUUUUGGUUUACUUCAUAAUCAAGAAUGUUCCGAAGCUGAGAAACUAAUUGCUAUGGGUGAUUCUUAUAGUCAGCCUGCUAGUGCACUUGUUGCAUCUAUGACUGAACACUCUAGUUCAAUUUCUAAUGAGAUCAUUCCAUGCAUCAAUAAAUCUGUACCUGUGAUUUCUAACACUAAUUCUAUUUGUUCUGAGUCUGAUUGUGAUGAAUCUGAUGGUGAGGACUUAGCCAAUGAAGUGGCUUUGUUAGCUGAAAGGAUAAGAAGGAGAUCGUUCAACAAAUUCAAAGGAAAAGGUAGAAGUGGGCAAGUUGAUAAGACCAAGAAGCCAUUUGACAUGUCCAAGGUCACUUGCUACAAGUGUGGUAAGCCUGGACACAUGGUUGGUGAUUGCAGAUCCAAAGAGUCUUCCCAAGCUGUGCCACUUAAAGGUGGAAGAAAUGAAAAAUACUCAAAGCUCAAGACCAAAUACAAGGCCUUGAAAGCACAAGUGGCUGAGCUGAGUAAGAAAGUUGAAAAAGAUGAGAUGAGUAUGAUAGCCAAAGAUUGGGCUGAGAGUGCCAUUUCCUCUGAUGAUGAGAAGUAUAAGGAUGCCAAGUGCUUUAUGGCUAAAGAAAAGUUUGUUGAGGAUCUUGUCAAGAUUCAACAGCAAUCUGAGUCAGCUCACAAGGCAUUCAAGCUAAAUAGACUUGGUGAUGAGGUUCUCUUGCAAAAACACUUUAAUCAAGAACUUAAAAAGGAAAUUUCAAUUUUAAAACAAGAAGUAAGCUCAAAGAAUUUCACCAUUGAAAAACUUGAAUCUGAAGUAAAAGCUCAAAAGCAAUUAAAUGCUAUUUUGGUCACUGAAGCUAAAACUUCAGAAGAAAAGUUUUUGAAAAUCAAGCACAUAACUGAAUCAUGGUGCACUGGUUCCAAAAGAGCUGCAAAAUGUGUUAAUGUGCAAAAGUCUGGUAUUGGGUUUAUUGAUCCUAAGAAAAUUGGUCAAACCAUUGCUGAAGCUGUGUCUGAAUCUGAUAGGGAACAAGAGAAAGUUAGAGAUUAUAGUGUUCCAAAGAAGAAAAACAAGUUGUUGAAAAAUGAGAAGUCUGAUUCUAAAGGAAAUGUUGUACCAAUCAAAUCUGUGUCUAAUCCAAACCACCUCAAGUCUGACUCUGACAAAAUAAUUUCAAAAUAUGUGGAGUCUAGAAAAGGGCUAUCACGAUGCACAUACCUGACACUUGGACAGUGGGUGUUCCAAGCAUAUGACCGAAUAAGAGUUUCUUAUGUAAAUGGUUUGAAGCACCAUCUGAUAAGUGUGAGUCAAUUGUGUGAUGCUGGUUAUGAAGUAAGAUUUCGUUCUAAUAAGGGAAUAGUUUUGGAUUUAGAAAGCAAUGUGGUGUUAAUUGCAAAUAGAGAUGAGUCCUUGUACUCUUUUGACAUGAGAAAUCCAACUGUCUCCAAAGAAGUUUGUUUCAUGUCAAAGACUCAAGAUGAGCUAAAUUGGUUGUGGCAUAAGAGGCUGUCUCAUAUGAAUUUGAAAGACAUCAACAAGCUGUACAAGAAGGAGUUGGUGUCGGGUCUUCCAGUGAUCAAAUAUGAGAAGGACAAGCUGUGUGGCUCUUGUGAAAAAGGAAAGCAGCACAAGGCCUCUUUCAAGUUAAAGUCAUGCUCAACCAUUGACAGUUGUUUAGAUUUGCUUCACAUGGAUCUGGGGAGAAAACCUGAAAUUGGUUUUCUUAGAAUGUUUGGAAGUCCUUGUUACAUUCUAAAUCAGAAAGACCAUCUUGGAAAGUUUGAUGAAAAGGCAGAUGAAGGUAUCCUACUUGGAUAUGUAACAAUGAUGAAGGCUUACAGGGUUUACAAUAAGAGAACAAAUACUAUUGAAAACUCUGUAAAUGUAAGUAUUGAUGAAGGUUGCUCUAAGCCAGCUUGCUCUCCACCUGAAGAUAAAGAUAUUGAUUUUGAAGAACUGGAUGUUCCUGAGAAUGAGCCUCCCUCUAAUCCACCAGUUGAAAACAAUGAUGCUCAAACUCAGGGGGAGCAAUUGAAUGAAAAAGAAGAGUUAAGUUUUUUUGAAAAUGUAUAA
Erigeron canadensis is the source of this 2373-nucleotide messenger RNA. RefSeq lists its product as uncharacterized. The record is from RefSeq and is a predicted model, not a curated record. Gene Ontology annotation, molecular function: zinc ion binding; nucleic acid binding. Bases 1 to 2373 code for a protein of 790 amino acids. The transcript has 7 exons. NCBI's taxonomy places the organism in Eukaryota, Viridiplantae, Streptophyta, Magnoliopsida, Asterales, Asteraceae.